Molecule: messenger RNA, 2549 nt
Organism: Gadus macrocephalus (Pacific cod)
Lineage: Eukaryota; Metazoa; Chordata; Actinopteri; Gadiformes; Gadidae
Product: phosphatidylinositol 5-phosphate 4-kinase type-2 beta-like
Exons: 10
Coding region: 139-1392 (417 amino acids)
Biological process (GO): phosphatidylinositol metabolic process
Molecular function (GO): phosphatidylinositol kinase activity
Source: RefSeq, a predicted model, not a curated record
GUGUGUGUGCGCGUGUGUGCGUGCGUGUGUGUGUGUGUGUGUGUGUGUGCGCGUGUGUGUGCGCUUGUGUGUGCUUGUGCUACGGGGUUAGCCUGAGCGCAGCGUCGCGCCGCCGCCUCGCAGCCGCCGGCCUCGGACAUGUCAUCCAACUGUGCCAGCGCGGCGCCCCUGAGCGCCAGCAAGACCAAGACGAAAAAGAAACACUUUAUAGGGCAGAAGGUGAAGCUGUUCCGUGCGAGUGAGCCCAUUCUCAGCGUGUUGAUGUGGGGUGUCAACCAUACGGUCAACGAGUUAAGUAACGUGCCUGUACCAGUAAUGCUGAUGCCAGACGACUUUAAAGCCUACAGUAAGAUCAAAGUGGACAACCACCUAUUUAACAAAGAAAACCUUCCUAGCCGCUUCAAGUUUAAGGAGUAUUGUCCCAUGGUGUUCCGAAACCUGCGAGAGAGGUUCUGCAUCGAUGACCAGGACUACCAGAACUCUCUGACGAGGAGCGCCCCGCUCAACAGCGAUGCCCAGGGUCGCUUCGGGAACCGCUUCCUGUCCAGCUACGACCACCGGUUCGUCAUCAAGACGGUGUCCAGCGAGGACAUCGCCGAGAUGCACAACAUACUGAAGAAGUACCACCAGUUCAUAGUGGAGUGUCAUGGCAACACAUUGCUGCCGCAGUUCCUGGGGAUGUACCGGCUGACGGUGGACGGCGUGGAGACUUACAUGGUGGUCACCCGGAACGUAUUCAGCCACCGGCUCACGGUACACCGCAAGUACGACCUCAAGGGUUCUACGGUCUCAAGGGAAGCCAGCGAUAAGGAGAAGGCCAAGGAACUGCCGACCUUCAAGGACAACGACUUCCUGAACGAGGGCCACAAGUUACAAAUAGGGGAUGACAACAAGAAGUACUUCUUGGAAAAACUAAAGCACGACGUGGAGUUCCUGGCCACGCUGAAGAUCAUGGACUACAGCCUGCUGGUGGGCCUGCACGACGUGGAGCGGGCGGAGCAGGAGGAGAUGGAGGUGGAGGCCGGCGGGGACGAGGAGGAGUACGACGACGGGAUGGGCGGCGGCGGCGGGGGCGGGGGGGGGGCGCUCCCGGGCUCCUUCGGGACCCCGCCGGACAGCCCCGGGAACCCGCUCAACUUCGGCGGCUUCUUCGGGCCGGGGGAGUUCGACCCCUCCGUCGACGUCUACGCCAUCAAGAGCCACGACGCUGCUUUGAAGAAAGAGGUGUACUUCAUGGCCAUCAUCGACAUUCUCACACACUAUGAUGCUAAGAAGAAAGCUGCACAUGCUGCCAAAACUGUGAAACAUGGGGCAGGGGCGGAGAUCUCGACGGUGAACCCCGAGCAGUACUCCAAAAGAUUCUUUGAGUUCAUGUCUAACAUCCUGUCAUAGACCCACCGGGCUCCCUGUCCGACCUGUCAAUCACUGACAACCACCAAACAACUUCAACCCAAGUACACGAACCACCACCCCUAGCAAACCCCCCCUUUCCCCUGGCUUAGACCCUUAGACCCCCCCCCCCCACAUACUCUCUUGUAGGAGCCCUUCCAUGGCCAGGACCACAGACUUGACAGGAGGGAUGUGAAACCAUGCUGUUACACUGAGGCAGGGAACUGGAAUCUUUCUAGGGAAAAAACAAACAAAACACAAGCGAUGUGCUCUCUCCCCUCCCUCCCCUUCCCUUCCCAAGCGACUCCCCCCCCCCCCCCCCUCUCCUCCCUCCUUCUCCAUCGCACAGUGUAACGCCCGAACGGACAACUCGACACGCAGAAUUUGGACAUUUUAGUUGGGACUUCUCCCUGGCCUCCAUUUCUUCGGUCCAACCCCCCUACCCCACCUCGAUCUCCCCCCCCCCCCCCCACGCCAGCACGGGAACUGUGUCACUAAUGCCUUGAAUGAGUGUCCGCUUCUGCAUUAAGCGCCUCGUUAGUUCUCUCUCUGUUCAGUUUCCAUUCUCGUUGUAGUAUUUCUUGCACAUAUAAAGAACACAGACAUGUGUACGUACGCGCACACACACAAAACAACCGAUGCAGAAUAGCCAUAAUCGCAUGACAACUGUUCAACCUAUAGCCACAAGGCUUUCGUAAACAAUAACUAAAUAGCAAAACAAAUUGGAACAGACGACAACCGGUGAUCGACUUAUGAACAUAUAAUGGUUUUACGUAAAUGAAUGCAAUAUAAAAAAAAAAAUGCAUGGCUGAUAUGUACAUGACUCCACCAGUAAGCUGAAACAAUGACCUUAGCAUCUGAGUGUAAUGACUAAAACAAAUACCUAUGUGUUUAAAUGUUACGUUGCCAUAUUGUUUUUGAAUAUUUCAGAAAUUUAAAUGUGAGCUCGGAGGUUUGGACGAUGGAAGAAAAAGAAAAAAAAAUGGGGAAUUCUACAUCAAAUACUUGUUUUAUUACCAUAAGAAUCAUUUUUAUAUCUUGUUUACAUUAAUGUAGCAAUUUUGUGUUUGUAUACAGUAUUGUUUUGUUACCAGACAUUAGAAAAGGUUACUUGAAAAUGAUUCAUUGCAUAUUAAAGGGAGUUUUAACUUGGACCACGA